UGGAGUACAAAAAAAACACGGAGUUCAGAGUCGUUCCUAAAUAUAAGCCUAUGAAUUAGGAGUUUGAUUUUUUUUAAAUUUUGCUUUAAUAACAAUAUUUACUACUUGAAUAUUGUUAUAAAGAAGAAAUACAUAUGUUAAAUACGUGACGCGACGUUAAAAUUCCACAUUUCUUACUUAUGGGGACUUUUCUAAACACGAACUCCGGGAAAAAUCUGUCGGUCCAGUUGGUGAGACUACGCAUGGUUAGCGCCUUGUGUUUUCUGGUUAUUCUUUAAUGGUAGGAACAGUUUAUGUAAUUUUACUCAUUUCGAUGCUUUUACUGACGCCAUGUUGAAGUCUAAAACAUUUUUAAAGAAGAACCGCGCGGGUGGGGUGGUGAAAAUAGUCCGUGAACACUAUUUAAGAGAUGAUAUUUGGUGCGGAAGUGAGGUUUGUUCUACGUGCAAGCAAGACUCUACGGCGCUGCAGAGAGACGCCUGCAUUGAAAGCAACUUGUGCCCGUAUGCACAUUACUUGAUUCCUGACACAAAUGUGGUGUUGCAUCAGAUCGAUGUGCUGGAGGACCCCCUUAUUCGUAAUGUAAUUAUCCUGCAAACUGUACAACGAGAGGUGCGUCACCGAAGUGCACCAGUGUACAAACGUUUGAAAGACAUGAUUCACGAGAACGAGAAACACUUCUACACUUUCACCAAUGAACACCAUAGCAAAACAUUCAUAGAGCGUGAGCCAGGGGAGAGCGCUAAUGAUUAUAAUGACCGUGCCAUCCGUGUGGCAGCCAAAUGGUACAGCCAACACCUGACACCGGAGGCUGAAGCAGACGGUCUUAAAGUGGUCCUCCUCACCAAUGACCAAGGGAACAAGGAAAAAGCACAAGAAAGUGGCCUGCUGGUGUACAAAUGUGAAGAAUACAUCAAGAGUCUGAUUGCCAAUCCUGAGCUGAUGGAUCGCCUGGCACUGACCAGUGAUGAGAAGAAUGAGAUCAGUGGCAGCAAAGUCCUGUUCCCUGAGCAUCUCCCUCUGUCCAGGAUCCAGGCGGGUAUAAAGAGUGGCACCUUCCUCCAGGGUACCUUCAGGGCCAGCAGGGACAACUACCUGGAGGCUACAGUUUUUGUCCAGAGAGAGGGGGAAGACAGCACUGAGAUUUUGCUGCAGGGCCUCCAGAACCUUAACAGGGCGGUGCACCAAGAUGUUGUUGCUGUGCAGCUUUUGCCACGAGAUCAGUGGGUGGCACCCUCCUCAGUGGUGCUGCAGGAUGAUGGUGGAGCAAAUGACGAAGGUGUCACUGAGGAAGGGAAGGAAGAGAAUGCGCUUAAGAGCAUAGCAGCUGAUGCAGCCAAAAAGCCUACAGGCAAAGUGGUGGGGCUCAUCAAGAGGAAUAGGAGGCCUUUCUGUGGCAUGCUCAAUGUCUCCCACAUCAAAGAGUCCACACGGCACCUUUUCACCCCAGCAGACCGCCGUAUCCCCCGAAUUCGCAUUGAAACACGUCAGGCUUCUACACUGGCUGGCCAAAGGAUUAUGGUAGCAAUUGAUGGCUGGCCUAAACAUUCUAGAUAUCCAAAUGGUCAUUUUGUACGCAGUCUCGGUAGUGCAGGGGACAAGGAGACGGAGACAGAGGUGCUGCUACUUGAACAUGACGUCCCCCACCAGGACUUUUCCCAAGCCGUGCUUAGUUUCCUGCCCAAGAUGCCCUGGACCAUCACACCAGAGGACAUGGCAGUGAGAGCGGAUCUAAGGCAUCUUACUGUGUGCAGUGUCGAUCCUCCAGGAUGUACCGACAUAGAUGAUGCCCUGCACUGCAGAGAGCUGGACAAUGGAAACCUGGAGGUUGGUGUACACAUUGCUGACGUCAGUCACUUCAUAAGACCUGGUAAUGCUCUGGAUAAAGAGGCUGCCAACCGUGGUACCACUGUCUAUUUGUGUGGCAGGAGGAUAGACAUGGUUCCUGAACUGCUCAGCUCCAACCUUUGUUCAUUGCGGUGUAAUGUGGAGAGGCUGGCUUUCUCAUGUAUCUGGGAGAUGAACCACAAGGCUGAGAUUCUAAAGACCAGAUUCACUAAAAGUGUAAUCAACUCCAAGGCAUCUUUAACCUACGCCGAGGCCCAGAUGAGAAUCGAUGACACUACAAUGAAUGAUGACAUAACCAAGAGCCUGCGAGGCCUCAACAAGCUAGCCAAGAUCCUCAAGAAGCAGAGGAUAGAGAAAGGUGCAUUGACGCUGUCAUCCUUGGAGGUCCGUUUCCACAUAGACAGUGAAACCCAUGACCCAAUUGACCUCCAGACCAAAGAGCUCAUGGAGACCAAUUCCAUGGUGGAGGAGUUUAUGUUGUUGGCCAACAUUUCAGUUGCCCAGAAGAUCUUUGACGAAUUCUCUGAAUGUGCCUUGCUCAGGAAGCACCCUUCACCUCCUCCAUCCAACUACGACAUCCUCAAUAAGGCUGCCAUGUCCAAGGGCCUGGUGAUCCACACAGACUCAGCCAAGGCUCUGGCAGACUCCCUUGAUGGGGCCGAAGUGAAAAACUUCCCUUACUUCAAUACGCUACUGCGUAUCCUGGCAACACGCUGCAUGAUGCAGGCUGUCUAUUUCUGCUCUGGCAUGGACAGUGACUUCCACCACUAUGGCUUGGCCUCACCCAUAUACACACACUUUACAUCACCUAUUAGGAGGUACUCGGACAUCAUCGUUCAUCGUCUGCUGGCCGUGGCCAUAGGAGCAGACAGCACAUACCCAGACCUGCUCGACAAACACAAGCAGUCUGCACUCUGUAACAACCUAAACUACAGACACAAGAUGUCUCAGUACGCACAGAGAGCAUCUGUGGCCUUCCACACACAGUUGUUCUUCAAGAAUCGAGGCAUCCUCAACGAAGAGGGUUUCAUUCUCUUUGUGCGGAAGAACGCCAUCAUCGUCCUCAUCCCAAAGUUUGGCCUUGAGGGAACGGUCUUCUUUGACAGCAAAGACAAGACUACUUGUCCAAGUCUCAUUUUUGAUGAUGAGGGCCCCACACUGAAAGUAGAGCAGCACACCUUCCACAUGUUUGACAAGGUGAUAGUGACCAUCAGUCUAGAUGAAUCCAACAUUCAGCACCAGAAGAUCCGCAUGGCUCUGGUUAAACCAGUGAUCCAUGGUGUGAGUGUUCCAGCCCCAGAGGAGGGCCCAAAGAGCAAGAAACCCAAAUUGGAUAGCUGACACAGAACUUAGCACAGAAUCUAUCGCCACAAGAGUCAUCACCCAAAUGAGGAAAUCCUCAGGUUUUUAAGUCUUUGAGAAUGGCAGAUGGAGUAGUACAUUUCUUUAAAGCAAUUGUUUUGAUGUAUUAAUGUUUUAUCUCUUAAACCACAGUGAAUCUGCACUGUCCAUGCUCUUACACAUGGUUCAGAGACAAAUACAUGCCCCCUCAAAAGGGUUUACGUCAAGGUAUUGUAUGCAGAAUUUCUAUCUAAAAGGCAGUUUAUCUGCUCAUUGAUGUAAACUUUUACCAGUGCAUCCCAUUAAUUGUGAUACUCCGCAUUUCCAAUGUAGACUCUCAAAUAACACAAUGCUCAACAUGACUAUUAAAGCAUAGU
This is a messenger RNA of Lampris incognitus (smalleye Pacific opah), 3566 nucleotides long. It is a transcript of the gene dis3, whose product is annotated as DIS3 exosome endoribonuclease and 3'-5' exoribonuclease. Gene Ontology annotation, molecular function: 3'-5'-RNA exonuclease activity; endonuclease activity; RNA binding. The transcript is spliced from 21 exons. Bases 331 to 3189 code for a protein of 952 amino acids. Gene Ontology annotation, biological process: rRNA catabolic process. Gene Ontology annotation, cellular component: nuclear exosome (RNase complex); cytoplasmic exosome (RNase complex). Lineage: Eukaryota; Metazoa; Chordata; Actinopteri; Lampriformes; Lampridae. The record is from RefSeq and is a predicted model, not a curated record.